AUGGCGUUUCUCGAAGACCCGCGCCUCCGCCAGCGCUGGAACCAGAUCUCGCAUACCACCGAGGCUGUAACCGAGAAUGCCGCCGCCGGCAUCUGGAGUUUUGGCCAUAGAUAUAUCAACCCCUGUCUGGAAUCCGUAGGGGCCUGCGUUGAGAGCUGCGCUGCGCCUUGUCUGGGCGAUCGCGAGGACCGAGCCCGGAGGAGAAGGGAUCGUGAAGCAGCAAGGGGCAACGCCGAGUACAGCUUCGACUUCUACGAUGACUGGGACGAGGACCUGGGCGGUGAAGAUCACGGUGGCUUCAUGGGCGGCUGGCGGAAUGAGGACUGGGAUCGCUUGAUCGGUGGCAGUGGCAAAGCCAAACGGGGGGAAGCUGGUGAGGUCCAAGAACAGCCUCGCGGCAGGAAACGCGGCAUGAGCUAUGGUACGAGAGGAGCGCGGCGGAAAUCCAGCAUAGCCGAAGACCCGACCAUCAUCCCCAGCACCCAACCUAUCGGCUUUCUGGGAAAAUUGCCAUUCAAGAUCGGGGGUACUUUACGAUAUAAGCCUAGUGCGGCGAAUCUACAGGAACACCCAGGAUCCUCGCGGCAUCACGAUGGAGAACAGGAACCGCUGCUCGGACGCGAUGACGACUACCACCCCGAGGAACCACUACCGCAGACUAGGAAACGGAGCGGGACGACAGGAAGUGGAGAUACCAGUGAUUCCUAUCGGUCCAGAGGAGACCUGUUCCCGAGCGACGGCGAGGGUGAGGAGGAUGCCGUGCCGCUCGAUGAUGAGUUUGCAGUCGCGCUCGAUCGAGUGGACGAUAGGUCAAGCAACAGGACCAGGAGCAGUAAAGGAAAAAGGACAGCAAGCUACGGUAUUGCGCGCAGUGGAUCACGAACCACUAUGGACUCGACGUACUCCCGGCCCAGUUCCCUGAGACCGGCACACAGCCCAAUGUUCGAGGCCGAAGAUCCUACUCUGAGAUUCACCCCAUCGCUAGAUGACCUUCAGCAGGAGGAAGAACAAGUUCGGCUCGAGGAAGACGAAGAGGUCGAGAAGAAGAGGCAGGCGGCAGCGCAAUUAGCGCUUCAACGCGGAUUACAUCGCGACCAUGUUGAAGUCGAGUCCGUAGCCGAGGCCAAACCGGAGAUGGUUGAGGUUGAGGAAAUUCCAAUGCCAGAAGAAGCCGAGCUGGCCGACACUGAAAGUCUCGCAGCCGCGCCGACCCCGACAGCAGCGGAGGAGGGCCAGACCUCGGCACCUAGCGCCGGAAGUUCCGACCCAUCCGGAGACAGCUUCGUUCCCGCCCGGCUCCCCUACUUCCGGUGA
Messenger RNA from Neoarthrinium moseri, 1314 nucleotides. RefSeq lists its product as uncharacterized. The transcript has a single exon. The coding region runs from base 1 to 1314 and encodes 437 amino acids. The record is from RefSeq and is a predicted model, not a curated record. NCBI's taxonomy places the organism in Eukaryota, Fungi, Ascomycota, Sordariomycetes, Amphisphaeriales, Apiosporaceae.